This is a messenger RNA of Neohortaea acidophila, 2106 nucleotides long. RefSeq lists its product as uncharacterized. The transcript has a single exon. The record is from RefSeq and is a predicted model, not a curated record. Lineage: Eukaryota; Fungi; Ascomycota; Dothideomycetes; Mycosphaerellales; Teratosphaeriaceae. Bases 1 to 2106 code for a protein of 701 amino acids.
AUGGCGAACUCGGGCUUGUCGUACGAGUCGGAUCUCGAAGAUGCGGGAUCUGACUACGAUGUCGAGGCCAAUGAUUCUGACGCAGAGUCCUUGUUAGAUCUCCACCAGUCUCCCGCCGACGGCUACUUUGAGCGGAGGAAUCUCCCUCGACAGAACUACACAGAAAACCCGGCCAUUCAAAGCAACAAGGCAAGGGAAGCGGCGCAGGCGCGGGCGCACAAUCAAGCGGAGGCCUCGAAUCCAACAUACGCGCCGGCGCACAUCAUCGAGUCGGCGCCACCAGAUUACAACACUGCCACUGCGGGCCAGAGGGAGCAACAGCGCGAAGCCUUCGACGCCGACCACCCAUUGGUACGAAAUGGCCUGUUACAUGACUUUGGCGGGUCGAGCGCGCGGUUCGCGCCGCAGAGUAUGCGUGACCCAGUCCACCCGGCUGCUACAGAUGCACCGGCCCCCGCCGGGGACGCGAGAGAUGGCGCGCGGUUGGAAGAGCAGCCUACCGAGCGGACCGCCCUGUUGAGUAGUGCCGGUGAUAGCAAACAGCCCCCGAAAAGUCGACGCUCGAAAUCGCGCUGCGGCAAGGGCUGCUUGCUCGCCGUCAUCGUCGUGCUUCUGGCCAUCUUGGCCAUCAUCAUCACUGCUGGGUCCAGAGAGAGCUCGUCGUCUCCCUCGGGUGAUGGCAGUCCAGGGGAGAAAGUUCCGAGCGUGAAACCUCCACGAGACCCGACGCCUCCACACCCGAGCAGAUCCGGCUCAUGUCCUCUCAACUCGUUCAGCAAGACCGAGUCGUUCAACUUCACCGCAGAUGGUGGCAACUUUUCGCUCAUUGAGCGCAUUGAGCGCCUGGACUAUGCAUCCCAGUUUUGGAAAGGUCUUCGCAUCUCCGGCACCGUGAAGAUAUCACCCGCCGGACCUGAGCAAGAGGAAAGCGGGCCCGACAUCAGAGUCUGGGUGAACUAUGCCACCAUGGCUCCACUCGACAUCGUUGAAGGCACAUAUGUCCAUGACGACGACGGCCUCGAACUCCGCUUUCCCAAAAUCAAGCUCAAUGACUGGCUACCCAACCCCGACGCUUGCAUUGACAUGGCCGUCGCCAUCCACGUGACCAGAAAUGCGAAACUGGGGGACUGGACGACGUGGGUGAAGCACAUGGACGUGGUUGUGGAACCGCAUCUCUUCAGAAACGACGACGAGCUUGACGACAGCGAGUGGAUGCAGGACAGCUCAUAUUUCACCCCGCCCUCGUCCUCCUCCAUCCACACCUCGAGCGGCGACAUCGACAUCGCCUACUGGGACUCCCGCCGCACCGUCAUCGACAGCAGUUCGGGCAGUGUCGAGGGCGCCUUUGCCCUGCGCGAUCUCCUAGCGAUCAGAACAGCGUCCGGCUCAAUGGACGUCAAGAUUGAACCGAAGCCUGCCGACAAAGCCCAUCCCAAGCCAGCAACAUACGCUCUGCGAACCAGUUCCGGCAGCAUCACUGCCGCCUUCAAUGUAUACGCCGACGACAUCCCCGCCCGCCACUACGAAGGCGUAAUCGAGACGUCGAGCGGCAGCAUCAAAGGCGGCUACAUCCUCGGCGACCAUCUGACGAUCCAUACGAACUCGGGCAACAUCGGCGUCUCCGUCCUGCCCUACGCCGCGGACCUCGCCUCUUCGCGCUUCGAGACCAGCUCCGGCUCCGGGCGCACCGAGUUGGAAUUCCUCUCGCCGUACACCGACACCCUCGACACGGCGGAUGUGACGGACAGCAGCAAGCCCAAGCACCGCACCGGCAUCAUCGAUGGCUUGCAAUCAGUGCAUAACACCACCUCUGGCUCCAUCCAACUCGAAUACCCGGAUGAGUGGGAGGGCGAGGUGGACGCCUGGUCUAGCUCCGGCCACGUCGAUAUCCGCGGCAGGGACUUGAAGAUCUAUUACGAUUACGACAUCCCCACUGCUGGACAUCAGGUGGUUGGGCUGAAGGGAGACGGGUCGUCGAAGGUGAAGCUGAAGUCUUCCAGUGGGUCGAUUGACGCGCUGUUUGGGGACGAGAAAGAUUAUGAUGAGGGGAGAGAGGAGAAGAAGAAGUGGCGAUGGGGGUGGAAAGGCGAAUGGGAUUGCUGCUAA